This is a messenger RNA of Rhododendron vialii, 1159 nucleotides long. RefSeq lists its product as uncharacterized. The record is from RefSeq and is a predicted model, not a curated record. The coding region runs from base 369 to 941 and encodes 190 amino acids. The transcript is spliced from 3 exons. NCBI's taxonomy places the organism in Eukaryota, Viridiplantae, Streptophyta, Magnoliopsida, Ericales, Ericaceae.
GAUAUUGCCUCAAAUUUGUAGAGGUAUAAAUGCCAUCAAUUAUCAAACUCCUACGGUCCUACCCCAACCAACCUAGACCCAAAAAAAGUGCACAAAGAACCCCUACGGCCCUACGUGUCAGCACAAUGCACCGCCACGUGGACGCUCCGUCUUCAACCCAAUUGAUUCUCUAGUAGGGUUCCUCCGGUUAACUUUUUCCAUUGAUGAGAAAACUUCACUGGUCUGAAGCUCUUAUAGUUUGAUGUUUUAGGGGGAGAGAGAGAGAGAGAGAGAGAGAGAGAGAGAGAGAGAGAUAUAUAUAUAUACACACAUAUACAGAGAGAGAGAGAGUGGAAACGAAUUCUAGAGAGAGAGAGAGAGGGAGGGGAAUGGGGCAAGCAUUUCGUCGAGCAUCUGGAAGAAUACGAAGUACGAGUCUCGAUCCACUGUCGUCUUCUUCUUCUCCUUCUUCAGUGAAGAAGGCCGUUGAUAGCCGGCCGGCGGUGGCUCCGUCCGACAAGUUCACCGGAGAAACUGUUGGUCCAGGUUCCGAGGUUGAGCCAAGAAUUAAUGCAGAAAACAUGCUUGAAGAAAGGGAUCCGCAGUAUGAUGUUAUGCUUAAUCAAAUGGUGGGUAGAAUUAAAUCCAAACCUGGAGGGAAACUUGAGAUGGGGGAGGCGUCAGUGGUGGAUAAGUAUAAAAGGCCCAUGCCGAAACUGAGAAAUACAACGGUAGAUUCCGGCAGAUACGAGGAAAGGCCUGUUCCCCCAGGGACCCUAAACGUUGCACAGCUACGACACAUCAUUCUCUUGCAUCACGGCAAGGCCGAUGAUCACAGUGGGCCCAUGGAUGUCCACCAGAUUGCCGAGAAAUUCCGAGUUGAUGUCGCGCAGAUCCAAAAGAUUCUCCAAUCGGUGUCCUUGCCACCAGAGGACAGCAGUAGAAAGAGAGAUGAUCAGUGACUAUCUCUUGUUUUCAACCUUUCCGAUUAUUUCUCAUUCUCAACAGAAAUUGUGUAUCGAAAUUCAAGACCGUCUAUUGUUCGAAUCGGUCACAAAAAUUUUGAUCGAGCAGAGUCCGAUGGUUAAGCGUUCAUGAGUUAAAUCUUUUGGGAAUUCCUAUUGUAACCAAUAAUUGACAAAACGUUCUACAUGGUUUAUAAGAUAAAGAAGUUGGCUUA